This is a messenger RNA of Fomitopsis serialis, 1312 nucleotides long. RefSeq lists its product as uncharacterized. Lineage: Eukaryota; Fungi; Basidiomycota; Agaricomycetes; Polyporales; Fomitopsidaceae. The coding region runs from base 215 to 1138 and encodes 307 amino acids. The record is from RefSeq and is a predicted model, not a curated record. The transcript is spliced from 3 exons.
GGCGGGGGCCCCGGACGUUACCACGCUCAGAUAUCUUGGGAUGCCAGUGUUUGGCUCCCGUCGGGUGUUUGUUUGCGCAUAAAUUCGAACGUCCGCUCCGCCGUCGCUCUCUCUUCCUAACCAUUACCAUCUGCGCGCUCCCCCCAUAUCCUCUCGCGCCCUACUACACAUCCCCGCCUUCCGCUUCCGCAAUAUCGUCGUACCUGCAUACAAAAUGCCCCUUUACAUCAACGACUUCCUCCCCCAAUAUACGAAUGACGUUCAAGCUCUCCCUAGCUCCUCCUCCACAUCGAUGAGUGAGCCUCUCAAAGAUAUCUGGUCAACUGGGCGAGAGCCUUCUCUCGCCUACGACGCUUCCAUAGAUGAAAUAAUGGAAGCGCAUCCAUAUGUCGACUUCCUGGCUGAUCGCCCGUGCGCGACAGCGGAUCGGCUCGCACGAGCAGAGAGCCCCGCCCCUCCCCUUGAAUGGGAAUUCCGGCCUGAUCUUCCUGUCCUGCCGUCCAUGCCCAUUCCGCAGGCGGACACAUACGCACAGCCGGCGCCGGCGCCGCCCUCCAGCAAUACGCUCGGCACCGACUCUACCCCAGCUGCCGAAUCUUCUGCGGGCGACGAGCCCGCGCGUGACGAUGAGGGCCGUCGCCCGACCAAGAGGGCGAAGUACGAGGGGCCGGCGAGGCACAAAUGUAUAUGGCGGUUUAAGGAUGGUUCCCGGUGCACCUGGGAAGGGACUGCACAGGCGGGGUGGGAUCAUGUGCGCAGCACGCACAACCUCGCGCACCUCACCCGCCCGGAGCCGCCCCAAGCUCCCGUGCAGUGCGGAUGGGGUGGGUGCCCGUUCCGCGGGCUUCCCGAGGCUACCUACCAGCACUGGCGGGCUGCGCACCAGCCGACCAUGGCGAAGACGAAGACGGCGGGCGAGGGCGGCGCGAAGCCCAAGACGCAGUGCGGGGUGUGCUCUCUGGUGGUGCGUCGUGCGAACCUGCUCAAGCACCUAAAGCACACGCACUGGGGGUUUGAGAAGUGGUGCGACGGCUGUGGGCAGAAGUUCCGGCCGGACGUGUUCGACAAGCGGGCGCGCGACCACCGGGGCGAUUGUCUGGGGGACCUCAUGCGGUACAGCCCUCACUUCCGUCGUUAGGCAUGGGCUCUAGUGCUACGACGCUCCCGGUCGUCGUCGUUGGGUUUUUAUGUUGUUGUGUUGCUCUCGAGUUGUCACCUAUGUUACUCAUGUUGCCGUUUGCUGUAUCGCUCUGAAUCUGUACUCUUCUCACCAUAGUCUUGCUCUGAUCAUGUAAUUGCUUUCGAUGUAGCG